UUCCUCUCUCCCCUGCAGAGCGACUUCCCCUCCUCACGCAGGAUGCUCCAGGCCUUGUAUGAUUACUUCUGGUGGGAACGGCUGUGGCUGCCCGUGAACCUGACCUGGGCCGAUCUGCAGGACCGGGAUGGACGCGUCUACGCCAAACCCUCAGACCUCUAUGUCACACUACCCCUGGCCUUGGUCUUCCUCAUCGUCCGAUACUUCUUUGAACUGUACGUGGCUACACCACUGGCCACCCUUCUGAAUAUCAAAGAGAAGACUCGGCUUCGAGCGCCCCCCAAUGCCACCUUGGAGCACUUCUACCAGACCCGAGGCAAGCAGCCCAAGCAGGGGGAGGUAGAGCUUUUGUCUCGGCAGAGCGGGCUCUCGGGCCGCCAGGUAGAACGCUGGUUCCGCCGCCGUCGCAACCAGGACCGGCCCAGUGUCCUUAAGAAGUUCCGGGAAGCCAGCUGGAGAUUCACAUUUUACCUGGUUACCUUUGUCGUCGGCAUGGCUGUCAUUGUGGAUAAGCCCUGGUUCUAUGACCUGAGGAAAGUUUGGGAGGGAUAUCCCAUACAGAGCGUCCUCCCGUCCCAGUACUGGUACUACAUGAUUGAACUUUCCUUCUACUGGUCCUUGCUCUUCAGCAUUGCUUCUGACGUCAAGCGGAAGGACUUCAAGGAACAGGUCAUCCACCACGUGGCCACCAUCAUUCUCAUCAGCUUCUCCUGGAUGGCCAACUACGUCCGGGCUGGGACGCUCAUCAUGGCCCUGCACGACUCUUCCGACUACCUGCUGGAGUCAGCCAAGAUGUUCAACUACGCGGGAUGGAAGCACACAUGCAAUAGCCUCUUCAUCCUCUUCGCCAUUGUUUUCAUCAUCACUCGACUGGUGAUCCUGCCCUUCUGGGUGCUUCACUGUACCCUGAUGUACCCGCUGGAGCUCUACCCUGCUUUCUUUGGCUAUUACUUCUUCAACAUCAUGAUGGGGGUGCUGCAGACCCUGCACAUCUUCUGGGCUUGCCUCAUUUUGCGCAUGGCCCAUAAGUUCGUAACUGGAAAGCUUGUAGAAGAUGAACGAAGUGACCGGGAAGAAACUGAGAGCUCAGAGGGGGAGGAGGCCACAGCUGGGGGAGGGGCAAAGAGCCGGCCCCUGGCCAAUGGCCAUCCCAUCCUCAGUAACAAUCAUCGUAAGAAUGACUGAUCCAUUGUCCUAGCUGCCUCCCGUGUUAACGUAUCAAGCCAAGAAACUAGCCAGCCUUCCCUGUAGGGUCACUUUAAGCUCUGGGGAGGAAGGGAGAGACAAUUCUGUCCUCUGUCCUUCUUUGUCACCCAGUUGCCUUUAAACCAAACUAAGCAGCCGACCCCCAGUUCAGAGGCUGGUUCGAUCCUGCAAGAGGGCGUGGUCUCACUUUCCCCUCCGUGCUGACUGCCCUUCCAUUGCUUCCGAAACUCUUCCUCAGCUGAGGGCUGGGUCACAACUCACAUUCCUUAUUAAGAGUUGACCUGUUUGCCUCUGACUCCCUGACUGAAGCCAGGGUCGUGCCUUACCUUCCCAUUUGUGGGCCCCAUUCUGCCAAAGCUGGACCAAGCCGUCACCUUUCUAAGCUCCCUAACUUGGGCCAGAAACCAAAGCUGAGCUUUUUAACCCUUUCCCUCCUAAGACACAAGUGAAUUGAGUGUAGGAGGGUGUAUAUGACCCUUACCCUACCUCUGCCAAAACAUGGGCACUGUCCUGGGGACAGCUUGGCUGCCCUGAAGCCACAGUCCCAAGACCUUACUGCCUCCUUUCUCUGGCCUCUUCCCUUUCCUUGUCUCUAAACUAGAUGGUUUGGAGUGGGAUGGCAACUAGUUCUAAUUUUUAUUUAUUAAGUAUUUGGAGUUUCGGUUUUAAAGCCAGAAUUACAGCUAGUGCCUGGCAUUUCGGCGAGGGACCAUUUCAGACCAAAAUGUACUGUUAAUGUUUUUUUUUUUUAAUUAAAAUAUAUUAAAGGUUAAAUAAAACAUGGACAAUGUGUCAAGACUGUUAAGAACUUGAAAAAGAGGAACAACUAACUAAACUAAGGUAGUUUUUCUUAUGCUUUCCUUAUAGCUAUAUGGCAAUUUCUUUUUAAAAUUUCACGUAACAAAUUAAAAAGAGAAGGUACAAGUCUAGUGACAGCUGCCCACUGGGAACGGGGAAGAAACAUCCCCACAGUGAGGAACGGAGACAGGAGAGAGGCCAAGUCACAAUCUUUGCUUUUUUUUUGAGGUAGGGUCUCACUUUAGCCCAGGCUGACCCAGAUCUCACACUGUAGUCUUAGGCUGGCCUCGAACUCACAGUUAUCCUCCUACCUCUGCCUCCCAAGUGCUGGGAUUAAAGGCGUGUGCCAUCACGCCCGGCUUAAUUCACAAUAUUUAUCUCUUUAUUAAAAGUCUUUCAAGAAA
Molecule: messenger RNA, 2408 nt
Organism: Jaculus jaculus (lesser Egyptian jerboa)
Lineage: Eukaryota; Metazoa; Chordata; Mammalia; Rodentia; Dipodidae
Gene: Cers2
Product: ceramide synthase 2
Exons: 10
Coding region: 43-1185 (380 amino acids)
Biological process (GO): ceramide biosynthetic process
Cellular component (GO): membrane
Molecular function (GO): sphingosine N-acyltransferase activity; DNA binding
Source: RefSeq, a predicted model, not a curated record